Molecule: messenger RNA, 1902 nt
Organism: Dichomitus squalens LYAD-421 SS1
Lineage: Eukaryota; Fungi; Basidiomycota; Agaricomycetes; Polyporales; Polyporaceae
Exons: 2
Coding region: 89-1336 (415 amino acids)
Source: RefSeq, a predicted model, not a curated record
CCCCAACAAGCGCUACACUCGCACGCGGCCGCCACUCCCGCAGGGGCCGCGCAAGCCGAGCUAUCCCUCUUCUGCCGCCGCGGCACGCAUGCGUGCGGGCUCGGUUUCAUCGCUCCACCACGGAGGCCCCAGUGGCAGCAGCAGCAACUCCCGGAUCGCAUCGAUGAUGUCGCACGCCGCACCCAGGUUCCAGCCGAGCCGGGUGCAGUUCCGCGGGCUGACGAUGGAGGCCGCGCAGUGGACGCUCACGUCGCAGCAGCUGCAGCACAUCGUCUCGACGGCCAUCCGGCAGAGCGCAGACGCGUCGGCGAUCCGGAUAUUGCCCGAGGACACGCUCGAGCGCGGCCUGCCGGAGGAGAUCGAGCGGCUGGAGGCGCUGGCGGCGGAGCUGAAGCUCAAGUACAAGCUGAGCGUGCGCAAGCGGAACACGCUGCUCGCGAACGUGAGCCGCAUCGCGGAGAGCACGGAGUCGGCGGAGUCCGCUGCCGCGGUGGGCAGGACGAUGGACGAGCUGGGCGACGUGACGGAGGGCCUGGACCAGACGGCGGAGGACCUCUACACGGUUACCGACCAGCUUGCCCAGCUCGAGCACCUGCGGGACGUGCACCAGCGGAGCGCGCUCGCGAUGGCGCUCCGCAAACUGAACACGAGCUUCCUGAAGCAGGUCGGCGAGGUGCAGCGCUUGCGCGAGCAGGUCGCCACGCUCGAGGCGGAGCGCGAUGAGGCGUGGCGCGAGGCGCAGGAGGUCGCGCAGGAGUUCGACGACUUCACGGACCGCAUCAUGUCUGACACCAUCCCCACGCCCGGGGGCGCGAAUGGCAAGGACAAGGACAAGGAGAGCCUCACCCCCAGCCGCCGCUCGAGUCGCGUCAUGGUCGCGCGCAAGAACAGCCAGCGCGCAUCGAAGGCGGGCCUGCGCUCGAUGAACAGGCGGAGCCAACGGUCGUCGACGAGCAGCAACCAUCGGUACAGCGGUGCUGCGUCGCCGGGUGUGUGGUCUGUCCAGGGUGGUGGGGAGGACAUCCCGCCUGUGCCGCCUAUUCCGUUGCGCCGCAGCAUAUACUUCCCGUCUGGAGACUUGCCUACGCGGAGUUCGAUGGCUGAUUCGCCGUCGUCGGACGUCCGCGCAAUGAUCCAGGCGCAGAAGGAGUUGUGCGAGAUGUUGGGCAUCUCGAUGGAUGACAUCAAGGUCGGCCACGGGCCAUCGCGGCGACAGUCCAUGUCCGCAAUUCCUGUACCACGGAGUCCUGCAUCCGCGGCACCGACACGACGCAAUUCAGAAAUUGUCACGCCGAACCACCAGAAGUCGUUCAAGAUGAUGUCGAAAGAGAUCUAGCUGCCGCGCACCCCCUCGGUAGUGUCUAAGUACUGUACAUUUCAAGCUGGUGGGCGACGCCAAAGUGCGCCUGGUGUCCUUCACUCCAGUUAGAUGCUCUGGAUAUGCAGAGCUGACGUCGCACAUGACUGCUAGACAGUCGUGCAUGAUUUAACGCAUAUUUAUUGCUGCGGCAUUCAUUUUCGAUCCCGUCUUUAAUUCUUAUCUUAAGCUGAGUCGUUCGCUCCAUACGUAUCCCACUCAGUACCUUCCAUUAGUACGUGGCGGUUAGCAUCGACCUUGUCAUCUGACUACCCCAUCCCCCACGCUCAUUUUCGAUAUAUAGUCUCGUCUGCCUUCGUCCGGACACCUACAUCAUACCUUCAUGCACGCAUAUUCCAUAUCCCAGCCCAUGUAUACGCCCGCCCACGUCGCAUAUUUACUGACUGCAUCCGAUCUGGACCAUUGACUGUCGCUGCGCUGUCCAUGAUACCUCUUUGUAUCGUUCCGCUCCAGGCUUUGUCUGACGGUGUCAUUGCAGGCCUACUCAUGUAGUCGGGUAUCCUUGCCUGCUGAUGAAAAUUUCG